This is a messenger RNA of Exophiala spinifera, 1338 nucleotides long. RefSeq lists its product as uncharacterized. The record is from RefSeq and is a predicted model, not a curated record. The transcript has 4 exons. The coding region runs from base 1 to 1338 and encodes 445 amino acids. Lineage: Eukaryota; Fungi; Ascomycota; Eurotiomycetes; Chaetothyriales; Herpotrichiellaceae.
AUGGCGGCCAUUACCAUCGCGAACAUGAGGAGGAAAGUUUUACUGCACAAGUUGAUUCUAGUAGAGGUGGGUGCACGAACGUUCUGCUUCAUGUCCUUUGACGGGUACGGGUGGUACCUGUCCUCGACGGCCGCGUUGCUUUACUGUUCGUGGAUCGUCCACAACAUCGUGGCGUGGAUGAAGAUCCGACCGUUCUUCACCGACUCGAACUCCAUGUUCAAACCUUCGACGGGCAAGUGGGUGCGGAGAAUCUACCUCGUCACCCUGGCGUGUACGGUCCCGCCCAUCAUCUUGCAGAUAUACGACAAUUUCCGGUUCUUCAACAACAUCAGUGACUUUUACACAAAGGUUCGACCGUACGAGCCAUUGAUGCGAGACCCGUGGUGGUGUUUUUCCUGCUUUACGCUUUUCCACGUCAUUCGCAAAUGUUACGGCACCGGCGUCUUCGAGUUGAUCAAGCGUUCGCCACGGUUCGGAAUCUUGUUGGUGGCGAUAUGUUUGGCCAUGGUAUUCACGGCGUUUGACAUCGUCGCGAGCAUUCACAAUUUCAUCGGGUCGACAGACGGAAUCAACCCCUUUUGGAAACUGAGUCUGGUGUUCAAAUGUCUCACCGACACCAUCAUGCUGGACGAUUUCAAGACGGAACUGAAGAGGUUGGGGAUGAAACGCAUGCGACAGGACGAAUUGCGGAGGCGGAGUAUCGCGUUGGUCGCCGGCGGCGCCAACAAUAAUAACAACAACAAUGACGACGACGUCGAAUCCAUUUCCAAGAUGGUGGACGACGACGACAACGACCACCACAUGGAAUUCGUCGACGCUCUGAACACGGACCCCGCGCGGUUCCAGUCUCUGCACCCUACCGCCACCGCCCCGACCUACGGCUAUGACGGCGACGGCGACGGUGGUGACGGGAACACCAGUCCGAGUUGGAGGUCGAGUCCAAGCCAAGGGUCCACGGGACGGUUGAGACACGACUCAAUCUCCAUGGCCGGAGGAGGAGGACCAGGAGGAGGAGGUGGUGGUGGUGGUCGAACGCGCUCGUCGUCGAAAGAAUACAUCGGCAGGGCGGGCAAGAAGAUCUCCCGACUUCCUGGACUCAAGGAGUUGUCCGGUUCCCUUGCCUUUUCCAAGUCGAGCACCAGACGACAUGGACGUGGCACUACCGGGUCGGGCGACAAGGACGGUGGACGAGGAGGGGGGGGAGAAGAUGGCGUCGGAAGGAACGCGAAAACCGCCGGCAAGGAGGAGCAGCAGCCUCCUCGCGCGGCGACUCCGGCGGCAACGGAGCGUUUGUCUCAGAUGAGACAGAGUUUAGGUGUCAUCGAUUUUCAUGCUUGA